Messenger RNA from Naegleria lovaniensis, 3525 nucleotides. RefSeq lists its product as uncharacterized. The transcript has 3 exons. NCBI's taxonomy places the organism in Eukaryota, Heterolobosea, Eutetramitea, Acrasida, Naegleriidae. The coding region runs from base 1 to 3525 and encodes 1174 amino acids. The record is from RefSeq and is a predicted model, not a curated record. Gene Ontology annotation, biological process: intracellular signal transduction; cAMP biosynthetic process.
AUGACUCGGACCGAAGAUUCAAGCAUCAUCGGCCAACCAGAAAAAAAUGAUGAACAACCAACAAUAGUUCCAUCCAGACACGUUUCAGAAACUGUAUUGCCAGCAUCAAUUACUCACGAAGAGAUUUCAUCAAAACGUGGAGAAUACGUAUUAACGACAAAUAAUGAAGUGGUGAGUGAGGAUGAUCCCUGCAGAGAACAACAACAUUUAUCUGCAGAAAACAAUAUUAUUGUCUCCGACGAAAAACGACUCUCGGAAGGCUCUUCUUGUGAUUCUCGGAAAGGACGUACUUCUUCAUGUAUGAAGAAUUCUAGAUCCAUUUAUGAAAUGUUUAUGAAUGGAGAGCUUGGAGAUGAUUUACAAGACGACGGAGAUGAUCGUUUUAAAGCCAAUUCGAACCGAAGAAAACAACUAGCAGCAAGUUGGCAAACAUUGACUCCACAACAAUGUGAUGUGUCCAUUUGUUUAGAUCCCAAAUUAAUUGAAUUACAAAUUGAAAGGAAAAAACAAGCUCUGGAGAAGAAUGGAGAGGAUCUUACGAAAAUUGUUUGCGAAGCGAAUGGAAGCGAAUACAAAUUUCCAAUGCCUUCUUCGUCAUCAUCGUCGUCGUCUUCGAAUAAGAAUAUUUCACCUCCAGUUGUUGCCACGACAAACACGACCACACGAAAAAGAAGUAUAACGGAUCCAGUGAAUCCAGGUGGUGCACUAGGUCGGCAAAGAAGUUUUAAUGCACCUACGGUUUCUGUGUCACCACUGAAUUCUCCAACCGACGAGGAAGGAACGAAACCUCUCUAUUUGAACAAUGAAAUUAUCAUUUCUCCUGUCGUUUCACCCUCAUCAACCACUCCUUCCACGAGUGAUACCACUGAAGCUAGCCCAAGAGUAAGAAUUAUGGAAGAAGACACAUCAGACUCGGAGCUCACUCAUGCGGCUGUGGAUAAAAAACAAUUGCAAGAUCUUGUCGUGGAUGACCUUCCUUCGGCGUAUAAUAUUGUCACCAAUCUGAAAAAACCUAGAAGAACAAUUAACAACUCCUCGGCAAAGAGAGGAUACACAACCAACCGACCCAGCUCUCUCUCAAUCACUUUCAACACUGUGACCAAUCUCAACACAAGUAUAAAACGGGCAACUAAGGAGCCAGUGGAAAUGAGAUCGAUUCAUAGGAACAGUGUUGUGUCAAACAAAUCUGUGACAACGGAACCAUCCGAAUUUGAAUCCCCUCCAGCAGAAUUUCAGAACAAGCUUUUCGACCUAUUCUGUAGUGUCAAGGUAGUGCUAUUUAUUUUGUUUAUUGCUACAGUAGCCAUGUGUGGCCUAAUUAUUUGGUGCACAAGUUAUCUCAUGUUAGAAUUUCAAGUAAUUCAAACAAUGGCAACCAGCUCCAAUGAGGAUAUAACAUCACUUUUGAAAAAUAGUUGGGUUUCUUCAGUUGUAAAUUUUGCUCCUUACAUUUUAACAAAUACCCGAUCCGUAAUGGUGGGCAUACAUGGAAAUAUGACCAUGAAAGAGACCAUUUCGUCAAAUCACAUACAUGUUCAGAGAAAGUUAUUCGCUCAAAUGGUUUCAAGGUCGACCAUGUUUAAUCAAAUUUUUGCUGUAGAUGUAUCAGGAAGCUAUUUUGGAGUAGUCAUUGAUUUACCGAGUGGAACCGAAAGUUUCAUCGUGUUCAAUAAUACCAAAUCAAUAUAUAUCACUGUAAUGAAAGACGGUAACUUGAUACCAGGAACUGAAAUGGAGAUACCCAAUUUUGAAGAUCCCACAUCGAACUCAACAUUUGGAAUGUUGAAACAAUCAAUUCAAAAACAAGUGGAAGAAGACGAAAAAAGAAUAGCGAAUGGACUGGACCCUCUGGAAACAUCUGUAUGGAGUAGCAUUUUCUACACAAAGAGUUCUGGUGAAACUUCAGUCUCAUGUGUAAUACCUUAUUAUUCUGGAAAGAGAUACACUGGAUUUUUAUCACUCUCCUUUUCCAUCGGUACUCUCUCGAACAAGCUCAGAACUCAAACACAACUCGAAAAAGGAAACAGAGCUUUUAUCAUUAGAAAAGAUGGUGCCAUGUUGGGCAGUACUCAUGGGCUCGAAAAUGUCACAACUGUGGAUGGAUCAUUGCUACAGGCUCACCAUGUCCAAGAUGCCGUAGUUUCCUCCAUAACGCAACAAUUAUUUUCAAUGUAUGGUACCUUCGAUCCCAUUUAUAAUUCUAAGGCUCUCAACACCAGUAACAUGCCUCGAUCCAUAUUUUUAAGAGAUUCAUUAGGAGCAGGACAUUUUGUUACAAUCAUGUCACUCACUGACAACAAUGACGACGCCCUAGAUUGGAUUAUUAUUCACACAACACCAAAAGAUAUAGCUUCCAAAUAUCUUGGACUUUCAAACGUUAUAAUUUUAAUUGUUACACUUGUUGUCAUUGCUAUCGCCUCAGGUGUCUCAGUACUGGUAAGCGUGCUUAUUUCACGACCAUUAGGAUCGUUAAAAAGAAGAGUCGACCGAAUGGCACAAAUGAAUUUUAAAACAAAGGAUGAAAGCGUACCCAUUACAUUUUCAGAAGUUCGUUCGAUUAUCACCUCUGUGAACAAUAUGGGAAAGGGACUACGAAGUUUUUCAAAAUAUGUACCAUCAGAUAUAGUUGCCUCAAUUGUACAAUCCAAUCAGCCAGCAGCUCUUGGAGUGCAAUGGAAAGUUGUUACACUGUAUUUUUCAGAUAUUGCAAGCUUUACCAACAUGACUGAAAAGAUGUCACCAGACCUACUUGUUGAGCUCAUGUGCGAUUUUUUCACUCAUCAGACAGACAUUAUCAUGAGUACAAAGGGAACCAUUGACAAGUUCAUUGGAGACUCAAUUAUGGCCUUCUGGAAUGACCCAACCCCAAUACGUGAUCAUGAAUUGGCAGCUGUAGAGAGCGCCUAUCUGUGUCAACAAGCCCUAGUUCCAUUCAAUAACAGAUGGAGAGAACGGUUGUGUAGUCAGAAAAAUCGUUACAAUGUGGAUUACAGCAAUUUUACUUUGAAAGUGAGAAUUGGAUUGCACACUGGAGAGUGCUUUAUUGGAAAUAUUGGUAGCGUGGAUCGAAUGAAUUAUACUUGCAUUGGUGACGCAGUGAAUACCAGCUCAAGAUUAGAAUCACUCAACUCCAUGUACGGAACAUCAAUAAUGAUCAGUGAAAAUGUCUAUGCCAAAGUACACAGAAAGUUCUUGUGUAAAUGGGUCGAUGUGGUUUGUGUGAAGGGUAAAGCGAUUCCUAUCAAUAUUUACAGUGUGAUUGACAAGAAGGAACAUGCUUCGUCUGAAGUCAUCAAAAUGUGUGCCGCUUAUCAAGCACUACGUGAAAUGUUUUUAAAUUUGCGUUUCGAAGAGGCCGUGGAAUUCAUAGAAGCCAAUGAAGAUAUACUGAGCUACAUGUCAGAAUCAAAAGAAACAGCCUCCUAUCAACUCAUUAAGAAGAAGUGUAUGGAAAGGAUGGACUUGGAUUUUCCAGAGAAUGAGGAAGAUUUAUUUUGGAUUGCCACUAAAUUAAACGAAAAGUAA